Alligator sinensis (Chinese alligator) is the source of this 6421-nucleotide messenger RNA. RefSeq names its product microtubule associated serine/threonine kinase 2 (gene MAST2). The transcript is spliced from 29 exons. Gene Ontology annotation, molecular function: magnesium ion binding; microtubule binding; protein serine/threonine kinase activity. Gene Ontology annotation, biological process: peptidyl-serine phosphorylation; intracellular signal transduction. The record is from RefSeq and is a predicted model, not a curated record. NCBI's taxonomy places the organism in Eukaryota, Metazoa, Chordata, Crocodylia, Alligatoridae. The coding region runs from base 349 to 6324 and encodes 1991 amino acids. Gene Ontology annotation, cellular component: microtubule cytoskeleton.
GCUGGAAGUGUGAGUGAUGUCAGGAGAUCACUGCCGUCUGUUUGACAGAUCAAAUUGUUUAGUCCGUGUCUCUGUGCGCCUGCUUCGUACCGGGGGUCUGGAUUUCCUCGUUCUGGAUGCUAUAAAUAGACUCCUGGAAGUCGUCGCUCAGAAUAAUUAGAGUUUGACCCGAGCUCCCUGAUUAACGGGGACCGUUCCUGAAUUCAGAAGGUCCGUCUGACCCGGGCGAGUAUCCCGAGCCCCGGACAACUGCGCUGGCUGCUCUGCGGUGGAGCGAUAACAGCACGCUCGCCUUUCUGGCUUUAAGCCUCUUAUUCUGUGAAGAGACGCAGCGUAGCAGGCAGCGCAAUGAUGAAACGGAGGAAAGAGAGACUUGGAGCCCCAUCUCUGCGGAUCCAAAUCUCCUCUCCUCUGUGCUCCCACUGCCGAGGAAGUGAUGUUCAUCACAACAUGUUCUCUCCUACAUCCGCUCCAGGUCUGCAGCACCUUAAGUUCCCAUUUAGUGCUGAUUGUGCUCUCGCUGCUUCUCCUCUAGUUUUUUACCUGAACCCACAACCCCAGAGCAACCCUGCUAGUCCCUGCUACAGCAACCCGCUCCAGUGGAGCUGUCGCACAAGCAACAGGAAGAGUCUGAUUGUAACGUCCAGCACCUCUCCAACGCUGCCGCGACCCCACUCCCCUCUCCAUGGGCAUACAGGUAGCAGCCCGUUGGACAGUCCCAGGAAUUUCUCUCCAAAUGCACCUGCUCAUUUUUCCUUUGUGCCGGCUCGCAGCCAUGGACACAGAGCAGACAGAACGGACGGGCGUCGCUGGUCCCUGGCCUCCCUGCCUUCAUCCGGGUACGGGACAAACACCCCCAGCUCAACCGUCUCCUCAUCAUGCUCAUCCCAGGAGAAGCUGCACCAGCUGCCCUUUCAGCCAACGGCCGAUGAGCUUCAUUUCCUGACAAAGCAUUUCAGCACCGAGAGCAUCACUGACGAGGAAGGGCGUCACUCCCCAGCCAUGAGGCCCCGAUCCCGCAGUCUCAGCCCUGGUCGCUCUCCAAUUUCCUUUGACAGUGAAAUAAUAAUGAUGAAUCAUGUGUACAAAGAAAGGUUUCCAAAGGCCACGGCACAGAUGGAGGAACGGCUGGCUGAGUUUAUUGCUUCUAAUGCUCCUGAGAAUGUGCUGCAAUUAGCAGAUGGGGUCUUAAGCUUCAUUCAUCAUCAAGUCAUUGAGCUAGCCAGAGACUGCCUGGAUAAAUCACGUGACGGACUUAUUACUUCCCGGUACUUUUAUGAACUUCAGGAAAACUUAGAGAAACUCCUACAGGAUGCCCACGAGCGCUCGGAGAGCUCAGAGGUCGCUUUUGUUACCCAGCUUGUGAAAAAGCUGAUGAUCAUCAUCGCACGACCAGCUCGACUGCUCGAGUGCCUGGAGUUUGACCCUGAAGAGUUCUAUCAUCUGUUGGAAGCUGCUGAAGGCCAUGCCAAGGAAGGGCAAGGAAUUAAGUGCGACAUCCCCCGUUACAUUAUCAGCCAGCUGGGCCUUACCCGGGAUCCCCUGGAGGAAAUGGCCCAGCUGAAUAGCUAUGAUAGUCCAGAUACUCCGGAGACAGACGAUUCGGUUGAGAGCCGUGGGGCCUCUGUGCAGUCAAAGAAAACUCCCUCUGAAGAGGAGUUUGAAACUAUUAAACUAAUCAGCAAUGGAGCUUAUGGUGCGGUGUAUCUGGUGCGGCACAAAACCACCCGCCAGCGCUUUGCCAUGAAGAAGAUCAACAAGCAGAACCUCAUUUUGAGAAACCAGAUCCAGCAGGCCUUUGUGGAGAGAGACAUCCUGACCUUUGCCGAGAACCCCUUUGUAGUCGGCAUGUUCUGCUCCUUCGAGACCAAGCGUCACCUCUGCAUGGUUAUGGAGUAUGUGGAAGGAGGUGAUUGUGCUACGCUCCUGAAGAAUAUUGGGGCCCUUCCUGUUGAUAUGGCCCGGAUGUAUUUUGCUGAGACCGUGCUGGCCUUGGAGUAUCUGCAUAACUAUGGAAUUGUUCACCGUGACCUGAAACCUGACAAUCUUCUGAUAACAUCCAUGGGUCACAUUAAACUAACAGAUUUUGGACUUUCUAAAAUUGGGCUAAUGAGUCUCACGACUAACCUGUAUGAGGGACACAUUGAAAAAGAUGCCAGAGAGUUCCUGGAUAAGCAGGUGUGUGGGACUCCAGAAUACAUUGCCCCAGAAGUGAUCUUGCGACAGGGUUAUGGAAAGCCUGUGGAUUGGUGGGCCAUGGGGAUUAUCCUCUACGAGUUUUUAGUUGGCUGCGUCCCUUUCUUUGGUGAUACACCAGAAGAGCUGUUUGGACAAGUGAUCAGUGAUGAAAUUGCUUGGCCGGAUGGGGAUGAAGCAUUGCCACCAGAUGCACAGGACCUCAUUUCCAAACUUCUUUGCCAAAACCCCCUGGAGAGAAUGGGAACAGGUAGUGCCUUGGAAGUGAAACAGCACCGGUUCUUUAAGGAUCUGGACUGGAAUGGAUUACUUCGGCAGAAAGCAGAGUUCAUUCCCCAGCUGGAAUCUGAGGAUGACACCAGUUACUUUGACACCCGCUCGGACCGGUACCACCACCUCGACUCAGAAGACGAGGAAGACACAAAUGAUGAUGAUCAUGUGGAAAUUCGGCAGUUUUCCUCUUGCUCGCCGAGGUUCAGUAAGGUGUAUAGCAGCAUGGAACGUCUUUCCAUCCACGAGGAGAGGAAAACUCCACCUCCUACUAAGCGGAGCCUGAGCGAGGAAAAAGACGACCGACUAGACAGUCUCAGCGGCCUGAAAAGUCGGGACCGCAGCUGGGUGAUUGGAUCUCCUGAAAUACUGCGUAAGCGCCUGUCCGUGUCCGAGUCUUCACACACAGAAAGCGACUCCAGUCCACCUCUUACGGUUCGUCGACGCUGCUCAGGACUUCUUGACAUGCCCCGAUUUGCCAUCUCGGCCGAGGAAGAUGGAAGUGCCUCCAAAAAGCAACAGUCGGAUGCAGUGUUGCUGUCUACGGUCCAGUCCCGUGAGGGGCACCCGCUGCCAAUCCCUGAGCAACCCGUGGAGCAGGAGCUGCAGCUGGACGGGGACCCUGGACCGACGACAACGCUCUCAUCAGCUGUCAGCAGCAACAGCAGCUCAACAUUGACAGCUGGGAGCACUGCAGAUACCUCUGAUCAGCACUCUCGUGGCAACAGCAACGAGGGCCCGGAUUUCACCACUCCAAAAGCCAUCAGCGACUUGGCAGUACGGCGGGCGCGGCAUCGGCUGCUCUCGGGGGAAUCAGGGGAGAAACGUGCCUCCAAACCUGUCAACAAAGUGAUUAAAUCAGCAUCAGCUACUGCCCUCUCCCUCCUGAUUCCUUCUGGAGCAAUUCUAGCUUUGUGCCUUCUCGUCCCCGAUGCAGAGAGUCUAGGUCUUGCUGUAGGUUUCAGGACCUUUUCUGUUCCUGCCAACUUGAAGAAUAGCACAUCCCAAGAAUUUACAGGGAGGCCUUCAGAGCCAGGUUGCCUGCCCAGCAGAAUAUGCUUUCCUGUCUCAAUGAGAGCUCUGGAGACAGAUCACCACACUUGUUCCCCAUUGGCCAGCCCAAUGUCACCUCAUUCUCUGUCCUCGAACCCGUCUUCGAGGGACUCUUCACCAAGCCGAGACUUUUCUCCUGCCAUUGCAAACCCGAAGCCACCAAUCAUCAUCCAUCGGGCUGGGAAAAAAUACGGCUUCACUCUGCGCGCUAUUCGCGUCUACAUGGGAGACAGCGACGUCUACACUGUGCACCACAUGGUCUGGCAUGUGGAAGAAGGAGGCCCGGCCAGCGAAGCAGGUCUGCGGGAAGGUGAUCUGAUAACUCACGUCAACGGGGAGCCUGUCAACGGCCUAGUGCAUACGGAAGUGGUGGAGCUGAUCCUGAAGAGUGGAAACAAGGUGUCUAUCUCUACCACCCCCUUUGAGAACACAUCCAUCAAAGUCGGGCCAGCUCGAAAGGCCAGCUACAAAUCCAAAAUGGCGCGUAGGAACAAGAAGAGCAAAACCAAAGAAGGGCAGGAAAGCAAGAAGAAGAGUUCGUUGUUCAGGAAGAUCACGAAGCAGGCUUCGCUGCUGCACACCAGCCGCAGUUUAUCUUCACUCAACCGCUCUCUGUCUUCCGGAGAAAGUGUUCCUGGUUCUCCGACUCAUAACCUGUCUCCUCGGUCACCCACGCAGAGCUACAGAUCUACUCCAGAGUCUGUUCAUUCAGUUGGUGGAAAUUCUUCCCAGAGCAGCUCUCCUGGCUCCAGUGUCCCCAACUCACCAGCCAGCUCCGGGCACAUCCGGCCUAGUUCUCUGCAUGGGCUAGCACCGAAGCUUCAGCGACAGUACAGAUCACCAAGGCGUAAAUCGGCAGGAAAUAUCCCCCUCUCGCCACUGGCUCACACUCCGUCACCGACCCCGCAGUCCACAUCGCCCCAGCGCUCUCCUUCUCCUUUGCCUGGGCAUUCAGUUGGCAGCUCCAGUAUUAUUCAGUCCUUUCCUGUAAAGCUACACUCCUCCCCACCACUGGUGAGGCAGAUUUCCAGACCCAAAAGUGCCGAGCCCCCCCGUUCUCCUCUCCUGAAGAGAGUCCAGUCUGCUGAGAAGCUGGCUGCUUCUCUGUCCUCCUCUGAAAAGAAGCUGGCUUCCUCUCGCAAGCACAGCUUAGAUAUCUCCCACUCUGAAUUUAAGAAGGAGAUGCUGCAGCGCGAUCCCAGCCUCCAGAGUUUACAGGAAUCGAUGAAUGAAACAACAGGAGGCAAAGUGGGGCUCGCAGAGAAAGGCAUGUUGCAAAAGCCAACUUCCAGGAAGCUGGGUGCUAUUCGACAAGACAGGGUGGAGAGAAGAGAGUCUCUUCAAAAGCAGGAGGCCAUUAGGGAAGUCGAUUCUUCCGAGGAUGAAACUGAUGAUGGUUCGGAGGACAGCCAAGAUGGGAGAAGGUUGGAUAGGCCUCCCGGCAGCGACAAUCAGGGCUCCGAUUCUUUUAAUGGUGAUAAGUUUCCUUCUAAAUUGGAAAGCAAAGAUAGUAUUGAGGAUGAUGCUUUUCUGCCCGAGGAUCCAAAAGGUGCAGAGGACUCGCAGAGCGUAACCGGUCAGCAGCCCCCGGCUGCCUCGGAGAUGCUGCAGAGCGGUCACCAGUCACCACCUGAGAGUCUCUCAGGGACUGCUCCAGGAAAACCUAGCAGCAUCGAGAAGCCACUGCGAGCGCCAGGAGCAGCAGCAAAAGAGUAUGAGAUGGCAGACAGCAAAGCUCUUGAGCCUGGCAGCCAAGGAGAUGCCUCUUAUGAGGGAAUCAAAGACUCUGGGAAAACUGUGAGUGUUCAGAAAAGUCCAGAUCGCACAGAAUAUACCACAUGCCCAUCCGCAAAACUCCUUCAGUUGGAACAAGGCAACUCUUCGGGUGCCUCCUGCAGUAACGAUGGCCUGAAGGAGUGUCUUCUGACAGAAGCGAGUCCAAAAAAGCAGGAUUCGAAACCUUCAUUAGCACUUUCUCCUUGUUGCACAACGGGUAUAACCUCUCCUCUCUUGCUAAGCCAAAUGGACUGCAAAGAGAAAAGUCCUAAGCAGGAACUUCACCCUGUAGAACAAAGCAACAGGCUUCAGCACCUGGAAAAUAUCAGCGAACCCACCCGCAAAAGCCCCAGCGCUGAAAAGCAGCAAAGCUCAUCCCACGUAGAGAGCGCUCCGAAAAGCAAGACCCCACCGGCAACGAGUACAGCGAGUCCAAGUAGUUCAGCAAGUGCUGCACCUUCAACUCCCCACAUCCCAAGUGCCGGCGAAAAGGCUCUGCCGGUGUCUCAGUUGAUCCCUGUAGCUCAAAGUGUGUUGGGUCCAGUAAAGCUCAGCCUGGCUGGUACAAGGGAGCUGGAGAAGAGAAAGGAGCUUUCCCAGGUGGACCUGUCUUGUAAGGGGGAGAAAGAGCCAAAACAGAGGCGGCAGGAAACCCUCCAGGGGAGCCCAUGUCAAGAGAAAGCCCAGCCUGCCACGGACAGCCUUCCUCGCACGUGCAGGCACUGCACACAGCCCACCAAGCCGGCAAAGUCUUGGGAGCCAGAGUGUCUGCCACCCGCGAGGAAGGAGCCCAGCGUGGGCAGCCGUAAGACACCGGAGGCCUCGGGGGACACCUGGAAAAUGUCCCCAUUGAAGGAUCUGCCACGUGCUCCCGGAAAACAGGUUCUUCGGGCCUCCCCUUUACCAGAUGGCAGCGCCAAGCCUUGCCAAGAGGAGACUCUGCUGCAGGGGAGCCGCAAAGAGGCUGGAGGUCAAUUAAAACCACAAGACUUCCCCUUGUCUCGCGACGGUGCUGUCAGGAAAACAUAGCAGCGUUCCCGGGCUCCGGGGACUCGAGCGUUCUCCGCUGGGAAACCGAGACUGUGUGUCUGAAAUUGUAUGAUACACUAAUAUAAAAUAGAACUUG